UUCAUUCUCUCUCUGUCUCCGUUUCUGAACCCUCACAAGCCUCUCACCUUCUUUCUCCUCUCUUCUCUUCCCUUCCAUUUUCAUUCCCUUAUUCCUCUCUCUGCAACAAUGAUAAAUCAAUGAUUUUUUGUUUCUUAAAUUCCAAAAAUGGUUUCAUCAACUGCAGUUACAACAACCACCCUAUUCACCCCAUCAUCAUCGUCUUCUUCUUUUUCUUCUUCUUCUUAUUCUUCUUCUUAUUCUUCUUCUUCUUUCAGUUCCCCUCUUUCCCCAAAACCUAACACCUUCACUCCUUCCAAAUCUAACGCCGUUAACGCCGUUAACGCCCUAUGCACCAAACCCAAACUCCGAUCCAACGUCGCCGACAAGCUAAACAACAUCGCCUCCGAGUUCACCUCUCUCUCCCAACCCAUCGACCGCGUCAAACGCCUUCUCCACUACGCCUCCCUCCUCCCGCCCUUCCUUGACGCCGACCGCGUUCCGGCCAACCGAGUCGUCGGCUGCGCCACCCAGGUCUGGGUGGUGGCGGAGAUCGACGAGCGGCGGAGGAUGCGCUUCCGCGCCGACAGCGACUCCGAGAUUUCGAAAGGCUUCUGCUGGUGUCUGGUCUGGAUUCUCGACGGCGCGAAACCCGAGGAGGUCCUCAUGGUCGACCGGGAGGAUUUGGCCGACGUCAAUGUCGGUUUGGGGAUGAGUCUCAAGGCCCACUCCCGGACCAACACGUGGCACAACGUUUUGUUCACCAUGCAAACUGCCGCUAAAGAUUUGCUCUGAAUUCAUUUUUUCCCCUCCCGCAAAUUUUGUAACAAUAGUUUUUCAUUUUUCUCUUAAACUUGUCUUGGUUUGAUCGCAUGUUUGAUUGUAGCAAUUCAAAUUCCAUUGUAUUGCUGGAUAUGUCUACUACUUGUUCCUUGUGCACCCCUUUUUCGAAUCUCAGUUUUUAUUAUGCUGCUACUUUUUAUGGUUUUUCAUUAUCAUCUUGUCCUCAUUGCAAGAAAUUACAUUUGUAUGAUC
Messenger RNA from Vigna unguiculata (cowpea), 1014 nucleotides. It is a transcript of the gene SUFE2, whose product is annotated as sulfur E2. The record is from RefSeq and is a predicted model, not a curated record. NCBI's taxonomy places the organism in Eukaryota, Viridiplantae, Streptophyta, Magnoliopsida, Fabales, Fabaceae.